Ananas comosus (pineapple) is the source of this 549-nucleotide messenger RNA. RefSeq lists its product as uncharacterized. The record is from RefSeq and is a predicted model, not a curated record. Lineage: Eukaryota; Viridiplantae; Streptophyta; Magnoliopsida; Poales; Bromeliaceae. The transcript is spliced from 3 exons. Bases 1 to 549 code for a protein of 182 amino acids.
AUGGGGGAAGGAUUUGUGAUUUACAGUGACGCGUCGCAUAGUGGAUUGGGUUAUGUGCUGAUGCAGUAUGGUAGGGUAAUUGCUUAUGCUUCACGGCAAUUGAAGAAUUACGAGAAAAAUUACCCUACGCAUGAUUUGGAGCUAGCUGCUGUGGUCUUUGCUUUGAAGUUGUGCCGACACUCUUUGUAUGGCGAGCACUGUGAGGUUUUCAGUAAUCACAAAAGUCUCAAAUGCGUUGAGCAGGAAGUCAGUGUAGAGCUUGAGCAUGUUGAUUACUUAGCAAAGGCGUUACUUGAGGAGCUGCAGCGGUUGAGACUAGAGGUAGUGUCCCCUGGGUCUACUGCAAGACUGAUGUCUAUGGUCUUGCAACCCACUCUGUUGGACAGGAUCAGGGAGAAACAGAGUGAAGACUUUCAGUUGUUGAGGAUUCGAGAGCAGUUGGAGAGGGGACAUGCAGAGGCCUUUUCUGUGGACAGUUCGGGAGUUUUCAAUAUUGCAUACCGCUACCACGCAGAGGAGUACUGGUACCCCAGUGUAUUUUCUGGAUAG